Messenger RNA from Mangifera indica (mango), 3375 nucleotides. RefSeq lists its product as uncharacterized. The record is from RefSeq and is a predicted model, not a curated record. The transcript has 4 exons. Gene Ontology annotation, cellular component: piccolo histone acetyltransferase complex. Gene Ontology annotation, biological process: regulation of transcription by RNA polymerase II. NCBI's taxonomy places the organism in Eukaryota, Viridiplantae, Streptophyta, Magnoliopsida, Sapindales, Anacardiaceae. The coding region runs from base 596 to 2977 and encodes 793 amino acids.
AAAAACAUAACAAAAAUAAAACCUUCUAGGAAAUUAAACAAGCCCAAACGAAUCUCAGCCCUUCAUCUUUCAAUCCAGCGGCUCACCUCGGACGGCGUAGUGGUUUUCAUCAUAAACCCUAGCCCGCCACCCUCUCCACAAUCCCACUUCCUUCUCCCUCUCACAACCUGAAACCCACAACCCAAUCGAUCUCUCUUACCCCUUAAUCCACAGAUCUUAACUUCUUUUAGUUCGUUUCCGUCUCUUCUUGUUGUUGUUCUUCUUUUUGUUUUCUAUAUUUAUUCGAUUUUUUACGUCCGAAUCCUUUUCUGCUGUAGUCGUCGGGUUGUUGUGUUACGAUGUUAUGUGAGCAAUUAUUUUUAUUUAUUAUUUAGUUUUUGUGGUUUGUGUCGGGAAACAACUGGGUGAAACUUCUAGAUCGGUGUGCUGUCGAGUUCUGUGAUGGGUUUUGUUUAGAUAUACUGGAGAAGCCGACCUAAGAAGAGAUAUUCGAGGCUGGGAAUGAUUUUGGACUGAGUCCGCUCGGAGCGAGUGUUGCCUUCUAACUCAGUGAAUCGAGAAAGAUCAAGCCGGGUGUUUUCAGAACCGUAAGGCAAUGCCGUCGGUGGGUAUGCGACGACCCAGGGUGUUCGGAGUUGUGAAGGGAGCCGAUGGGGCCCGCGUUCUACGUUCGGGUCGUCGGAUAUUGUGCGAUUUGGGUGACUGGUAUCAACAACCGUUGGUCAAGAAGAACAACGGGAAUGGGCCUGGUGGACUCAAGUGCAAAGCCACUGGGUGGACCCAUUUGGAAAACAUGAAGAUAAAUCAUCAAGAGACUGAUGUUACAGACUUUAUUGAGAAUGAGAAGGAAACGAAAGCGUUCAAGAAAGAUAAGGACGAAGAAGAAGAGGACGUAAAAGGUAUGGACAAGAUGUUUGGGAUGGUGUAUAGGAGGAAAAGAAAGAGACUUACUGGUGAAAGUAGUGAGCUUUCGGGUGACAGAAUGUAUGGGAUUCGGUUUUGUCGUAGACAGAGGAGGAGGAAGAGUGAGGAGAGUGGUGCUGAUGUUAAAAGAUUAACGGGUUUUGUGCGAGAAGAUGAAGUUGCAUGCUUUCGUGUGUUCGGUAUUGGUUUGGAGAGUUCUUCUGUUGAUAAGAGUAGUUGGUUUGCUUGUUUUCUGGGUUUGGUUUUGAGCUACAUGGAGAAGGCACGACUUGAAAUGCGUGGGCUUGCUUCAUUUUUGCUAUCACAGCCGAUCAAUGAAGUGUUCUCUUUGCAUGGAAUUCGCUUUUUGUGGGAUCCCCCCCUUGGUGUUGCUGGUAUGCUCACGCUUUUUAGGGACAUGCAAGACAUGCCGUCGUUUUCUGUUGAUUUUUCUGCAAUACCCUCUUGUUUUAUGUACAUACAUUACAGUAUGCUUAUUAGAUUAAAGCGCCUGCCACCUGUACUUGUAAAUAAUUUUGUGUCUUUGGACUUUAAUAAUGAUAUAAUAUCAAGCAUCAAAAGCUACCAAUCUUAUGAGUCUUCUGAUGACGAUGUAGAAUAUGUAUGCGAAACCAAAACCAUGGUGCCUGUAGUUGAUAGUACAGUGAACAGGGUGGCAUUACAUCCUUCUGUCAAAGCUUCUAAAUUAACUGGGCGAAGCAUGCAGUUUAGAAAUGCUCUGAAUUCUCGCACAAUUCAGAAAAGGAGGAGUUCAUUGAGGGGGAGAGCUAGGAAUCCUUCUCUGGGUGGUGCACACAGAGGUAGUGGAACCUUAGUUUCUGAUUUAGUUAGUAGUAGGAAAAAUGGGAUCCCUUUCUCUUCUGUAGUGUCCAAAAAUAAGCUUAGGAGUACAUUUUGGAGUAGGCCUGCAUCGAGAUUAAAAGAGGUCAGUUCCAACAAGGUCCAAACACGGCGAGACUUGGUUUCAUCUUGUUGCUCUACUAGUUUAUUGGUUAUAGAAGCAGACAGAUGUUACAGGGUUGAAGGAGCCAUUGUCAUGUUAGAGAUGUCUUCUUCAAGAGAGUGGCUUAUUGUAGUAAAGAAAGAUGGAUUAACAAGAUAUUCCCACAGAGCACAAAAAAUGAUGAGGCCUUGUUCAUCUAACCGUGUCACUCAUGAUAUUAUAUGGACUGGGGAUGAUAAUUGGAAGCUUGAGUUUCCCAACAGACAAGACUGGCUAAUUUUCAAGGAUCUUUAUAGGGAAUGUUCUGAUUGCAAUGUUCAUGUUUCUGUUACCAAAGUUAUCCCGGUGCCUGGGGUUUGGGUGGUGUCAGGUUAUGAGGAUAGUAUUACUGUUCCAUUUUCCAGACCAGAUUCAUAUAUCUCUACCAACAAUGAUGAGGUAUCUAGAGCGUUGGAAAAGAAGACUGCGAACUAUGACAUGGAUUCUGAAGAUGAAGAGUGGCUAAAGGUGUUCAAUGAUGAGUUAUCCACCGAAAAUGAUAUUAAUAACCGUGUUUCAGAGGAUACUUUUGAGUUAAUGGUGGAUGCCUUUGAGAAGGCUUACUUUUGUUGCCCUGAUGAUUACUCUAAUGAGGAUGCAGCAGUUAAUCUUUGCUUGGAUCUGGGUAGGAGGGAAGUUGUGCAAGCUGUGUAUAGUUACUGGGUGAAGAAACGGAAGCAGAAGCGCUCAGGACUACUUAGGGUUUUCCAGGGUCAACAAGCAAAAAAAUAUGUUUCGACUCCAAAGCCUGCACUACAAAAGAGAAGAUCCUUCAAACGGCAGGCUAGCCAAUUGGGAAGAGGCAAACAACAUGUUCUCAUACGAGCGGUCACAGAUCAGCAAUAUGCCAUGGAAGAACAGAAUGCUAAGCUUAGAGUUGAAGAGGCUAAAGCCUUGGCAGAAAGAUGUGUUGAAUCAGCCAUCGGCAAACGUCAGAGGGCACAGUUGCUCAUUGAAAUUGCUGAUUUGGCAACUUACAAAGCAGCAGUCGCUCUUAGAAUUGCCAAAGCUGCUGAAGUUGAGGGGUCAGCAGAGGCUGCAGCUGCAUAUUUUUUAGAUGGAGAGGCAUAGCCAUUAGCAUUUCUGAUGCUACUUUGGAGACAUAAUCAUUGAUUGCUGAUUGUUGAAGUUGAUCCACAGCCAGCCUUAUCAUGGCUGUUUUUGAAGCCUUUGGAGGACAACCUAUGGAGAGAAAACACAAUGCCAUAAUUUUAUAUAGAUUUUUUAUUGAUUGAUAUACAUUCUGUAUUAUUAUUGUAGCCUCAUACCAAAUAUUUUACGAGGAGAUUUAGUUUAUCCUUGAAAAAUACUUGGAAAAAAAAGAAGAAAAAGUAUAACUAAAAAAGGUUUUUUAGCUUCAGCUAGGUUGAGAUAAAUCUCUUCUGUACAUAUUUUUAGCUAGAGUGGUAGAUCAUUUUCCACGUGUAUAUAUCUUCAAUCUUAAGAGUGAUUAUGGUGUUAUGACGAAA